CGCCGCGAUGGAGCUGCGGCUGCCGGGCGAGGAGGAGCAGGAGGAGGAGGAAGAGGAGGAGGAGAAGGAGGAGGAAGGCAGGGAUUAGUGCGGAGCCGGCUGGUGCAGAGGCGCAGCUGAGCGCUCCGGCGGGAGCCCAGGACCCUGCGGCCCGUGCGGGAGGCAGGGGCGGGAGGAGCUGAGAUGCGGCUGCUCCAGCCACGCCGCUAAAACUGCCGGUCACUCGCUCGCUCGCGGGAGGAGGAGGAAGGAGGGCGGUGAGCUCCUUCCUCCCCGCUGCGCCGCGGGGCGCGGGCAGGCCUUCCUCCAGCUCAUCCCAGCCCUGAGCCGGAGCCGCCGCCGCCCCCUCUGCCUUCCUGCCCUCUUCCCACCAUGAGCGGGGCCGUUUUCACCUCGUAAAGAUGGCGGUGUGGGAUCGCUGCAACCUUUAGACUAAUGACUGUCAGAAACAUCGCCUCCAUCUGUAAUAUGGUUCUUCAAGAGCAGCUCCACACAGUUGCCAACUUCCCUCCAUGUGGUGUCCCAGCAUGCCUUGUGCUGGCAAUGCCACACAUACCAUUCAGCUGCCCUGGAGAACGGAGCCUGCCUCCGGGGGCACCAAUGCCUCUGCUCUGGAAAAAGACAUUGGCCCAGAGCAGUUUCCCAUCAAUGAGCACUACUUUGGAUUGGUCAAUUUUGGGAACACCUGCUACUGUAACUCCGUGCUGCAGGCACUGUACUUUUGCCGUCCAUUUCGGGAAAAUGUUUUAUCAUACAAGGCCCAACAGAAAAAGAAGGAAAACCUCUUGACUUGCCUGGCAGAUCUUUUUCACAGUAUUGCUACUCAGAAGAAGAAAGUUGGAGUUAUUCCACCAAAGAAGUUCAUAUCAAGGUUGCGAAAAGAGAAUGAUCUAUUUGACAACUACAUGCAGCAGGAUGCACAUGAGUUUUUGAAUUACUUGCUGAAUACAAUCGCCGACAUUUUACAGGAGGAGAAGAAACAGGAAAAGCAAAAUGGGAAAUUGAAAAAUGGCAACAUGAACGAAGCUGAAGAGAACAAUAAGCAAGAACUCACCUGGGUGCAUGAGAUUUUUCAGGGAACACUGACUAACGAAACUAGAUGUUUGAACUGUGAAACCGUUAGUAGUAAAGAUGAAGAUUUUCUUGACCUUUCUGUUGAUGUGGAGCAGAACACAUCAAUUACACACUGUCUAAGAGACUUCAGUAACACAGAGACAUUAUGUAGUGAGCAGAAAUACUACUGUGAAACCUGCUGCAGUAAACAAGAGGCACAGAAAAGGAUGCGAGUAAAAAAGUUGCCAAUGAUUCUUGCCUUACAUCUCAAGAGAUUCAAGUACAUGGAGCAAUUGCACAGGUAUACUAAGCUGUCUUAUCGUGUUGUAUUUCCCCUGGAAUUACGUCUCUUCAACACGUCUGGCGAUGCUGUCAACUUAGACCGGAUGUAUGACUUAGUAGCUGUUGUCGUUCACUGUGGAAGUGGACCGAAUCGUGGGCAUUAUAUUACUAUUGUGAAAAGUCAUGGAUUUUGGCUCUUGUUUGAUGAUGACAUUGUAGAGAAAAUAGAUGCUCAAGCUAUUGAAGAAUUUUAUGGACUGACCUCUGAUAUAUCAAAAAAUUCGGAGUCUGGUUAUAUUUUAUUCUACCAGUCAAGAGAGUGACUUGGGAAACUGUGACAACUGCACACAACAACUCUGCAGGCAAAGAAGGUGAUGGCCCACUGAAUUGACUUCUACAAAAACCUCAUCUUGUAUGGCUGAAAAAUGAUAUAUUCUGCCUCUCAUUAAAUGGCCUAUGUGGUAUUGACCGUAACUGUUCAUUUUUGACAUCCAGAACUUUCUUUCAGGAGGGGAGGGCAGUUUGUUGUUUUCAAGUCUGAUUGAGAAGUUAAUUGCAGUCAGAUUCUAGUAGAAUUUAUAUGGAAUAACACCGAAAGAAUUGAAUGUCAACUGUUAAACCAAAUCUGGCUAGAGCAGUAUUUUAUGUGGAACAGCUCACUGUAUUUAGGCCAAAGUUGUUUUAAGCUUUCUAAAUGAUUUUGGAGUGUAUUGACUUUCUUAACCAAUUUAAAUGUAAGGGGGAAAAAAUCUGCUUCACAAUGACUGGAAUUGUCAUAGGGUAUUUUUCUUUUUUUUUUUUUUUUACAUGAUACUCUCAACUGCAAAGAAAGUUAAUCUUCCAAAAUCAUUUAAGCUUUGGGCGUUGUUAAAAACUUUCAGUGUAUAAUGUUAGGCCUAAAAUUCACAUAGAAGGAUGUAAAUUACAGUGGAACUAAGCAAUAUUAUAUGCCAAGACAAUAUGAUAGUACAGAUGAGGUGAGAUUUCAGAACUUACAGAGCACUGGAAUAAAAUCAGCAAGAUGACACAUGUAGCACAGAGAUAAAUUACUUUUAUAGAGAUUGAGCUUAUUGUUCUGCUAAAACAGUAUAACACGUUCUUGACUUCAUUGAUUUUGCAGAGAUAACAACACUGCUCAUGUGCAAUGUAUCCAUGAGGACUGAAAUUCCACAGUCCAGCUCCAGGUGUGCUGUUGGUACACUAUAUACAUAAAACAAGCUCCAUCCUACAAUUUUUUUUUUUUUUUUUUUUUAAUAUUUGACAGCAUUUUGAACAGACUUAGUUCUGCUGUUUCUGAUUUUACUGGGCGAAUUGGGCUGGUAACAGUAAUACACUGGCUAAUAAAACUAUCAAACGCACAUACUGGAUUACAGCAAAGAAGGAAUGUAAAAGAAUGUGUCAGCAGGGUAGGAGAAGGGAUGGAAAGUGGAAUGAGGAAGAGGUAGCCCUGGGUAUCUCUCUUGCUUGGUUUGACACAGUUGUACAGUGCUUGAACCUUAGCACCCAAAUACCUGUUCAAAUUAGAUCAACAGCAAAGAACCUCCUGUUGCCUUCAGGGCAACAGAGAGCUGGUUCCAGCAUUUUCUAGGACUCUUUGUCAUCUCAUGAGAUGUAUUUCUACUUGUUACAUUUUAUUGACUCUUGUUCAGUAUUUAUUAGACAAUGUUGCUUUUGCUACUUUUCCUUUAGAAGCCUGCUUGUCAUUUUGUGGCAGACAUGCUUCAGAAAACUGCCUCUGAAGCAAGGCUUAAUCUUCUAUUCUAGUUUUCCACAGGAAAGAGAAAAAUACUUUUCACUGCAAUCUACUGUGAAUGUGAAACAUUUGUUGUUGUUGCUGUUGAAUAACGGGGAAAAUGAAAUACUGGUUUCUACAUCAACAUUGAUUGAACAGAUGGAUUUAUCUACGGCCAUUUUGUAAACCAAUGAAAUGUAGCACUUUACACUGAAGGACAAACAGAAGUGACCUUUUCAUAGGACUUUUUUUUGGUGGCUUAUCAUGUCCUUAUACCAGUACAAAAAAAAAAAAAAAAAAAAAAAAAAAAAUUAACCUUAGGGUCCUUGGGUACAUGAAUAGCAGAGCUCUGCAGAGAUCACUCAUGUGGAUGAAGGUUGUUAUGCAGGCUAUAGAUAAGCAUAAUUGCGAUGCCAUUCUUGUUCUUGUAUCAAUGAUGAAAUGAAAUGUUCUAUCUGUAACACAAAAGACAGACAUCCUACAGGAGACUUCAGCUCUCACUGAAGCCCAGGACGCCUUUUCCAGUGAAAAGCUAAACCUGUAAGUCCUUUUUUUUUUUUUUUUUUUUUUUUUUUUUUUUUUUUAAUGGAUUUAUGUGCAUUCCAAAUUUCCAUACUAAAAAUAUAAUAAUUAAUUGCCUUUCAAAACAGGAGUGUUUCCUGCUUGUGAAUGAAGGCAGUUUCCAGCUCAGCAUUCAUCAAUGUUGGUCCAAGGGUCUGUACUUCACAGUUUACUGCAGAACAUUCAUAGGGCAUUCUUCAGUUUCCAAACAAGGAAGAAAAAAAAUCCUUAAUGCAGCUCAUGUUUGUACAUUGUGCAUAGAAGUAACAUUAAAAUUGGUUCAAUUGUAGGAUAUAUUUAAAAAAAAAAAAAAAUUGAAUUAACUUAUCUGACAAAGUAUUUUUAACUAUUGGUUGG
Lagopus leucura (white-tailed ptarmigan) is the source of this 3985-nucleotide messenger RNA. It is a transcript of the gene USP46, whose product is annotated as ubiquitin specific peptidase 46. Gene Ontology annotation, biological process: protein deubiquitination. The transcript has 10 exons. Gene Ontology annotation, cellular component: nucleus; cytosol. Gene Ontology annotation, molecular function: cysteine-type endopeptidase activity; cysteine-type deubiquitinase activity. Bases 513 to 1658 code for a protein of 381 amino acids. The record is from RefSeq and is a predicted model, not a curated record. NCBI's taxonomy places the organism in Eukaryota, Metazoa, Chordata, Aves, Galliformes, Phasianidae.